Molecule: messenger RNA, 1683 nt
Organism: Akanthomyces muscarius
Lineage: Eukaryota; Fungi; Ascomycota; Sordariomycetes; Hypocreales; Cordycipitaceae
Exons: 4
Coding region: 1-1683 (560 amino acids)
Biological process (GO): transmembrane transport
Molecular function (GO): transmembrane transporter activity
Source: RefSeq, a predicted model, not a curated record
AUGGCCACUCCCAUCGAUGCGCCGGCCCGCGAGGAGGUCGUCGACAAACGCAACGACACCACCGCCCACAUCGCGACAGAGGAAGGCGCCAGCGAAGACUCGGCCACCGAGAUGAAUGUCGACGAAAAGACGGCCACACGAGAGGCGCAUCCGACCAAAGGAGACGAAGAUGCCGACGGCAUCAAGGCCGAGCCCACGGCGCAGGUGCUGCACCAUGCGCCGACGACGCCCGGCGUGGACGAGAACAACAUUGUCUUUUGGGACGGUGAUGACGACCCGCACAAUCCGUACAACUGGAAGAGAUGGGUCAAGGUCUUCAACUGCGUUCUCAUCAGCGCGCUGACGUUUGUCACGCCAUUGGCAUCGUCCAUGUUUGCGCCUGGUGUGCCCAGCCUCAUGCGCGAGUUCAAGUCUGACAGCAAGGAGCUCGCCUCUUUUUGCGUCUCCGUCUACAUUCUCGGUUUCGCCGCCGGCCCCAUGCUCUUUGCGCCCUUGUCCGAGCUCUACGGUCGGACGCGCAUCUAUCACGUCUGCAAUAUUGGCUUCAUCGCCUUCCUUAUUGGUUGCGCCCUUGCACCCACCCUCAACGCCCUCAUCGUCUUCCGCUUCUUCUCCGGUGUCUUUGGUUCCUGCCCGGUGACCAAUGGCGGCGGCAGCAUCUCCGACAUGAUCACGCAGCAGAAACGCGGCGCCGCCAUGGCCGGCUUCUCCAUCGGCCCUCUCCUCGGCCCCAUUAUCGGGCCCGUCAUUGGCGGCAUCGUCGCCGACAAGCUCUCCUGGCGCUGGGUCUUCUGGAUCCUCGUCAUCAUCUCUGGUGUCAUCUCCUCGCUCUUCUUCCUCCUCUCACGUGAGACCUACGCGCCCGUGCUUCUCCAGCGCAAGACGGACCGCCUCAUCAAGGAAACCGGCAACAUCAAUCUCCGCUCGAAGCUCGAUGCGGGUCUGACCCCGCGGGCGCUCUUUACCCGCGCCAUCCUGCGGCCGUUUAAGCUGCUCGCCUUCUCCCCCAUCUGCGCCAUCUGCAACAUUUUCGUGGGUAUCGCAUACGGAUAUCUGUACAUCAUGUUCACGAGCAUCACGCCGCUGUUUGAGCAACAGUACGGCUUCAACAGCAUCCACGCGGGGCUGGCGUUUCUGGGGCUCGGCGUUGGCUCCAUGAUUGGUGUCGGGUAUUUUUCCACCGAAAGUGAUCGCUAUAUGAAGAAAAAGGCCAAAGAGGCCGGCGAGCUCGCCGCCGACGAGGAGGAGAUGGCACGACGGCCUAGUGUUAGUGCCAUCAAGCCCGAGUACCGCCUCCCGCCGCUGCGCGCCGGGGCCAUACUGCUCCCUGUCGGCCUGUUCAUCUAUGGCUGGACGGCGCAGUACAAGGUGCACUGGAUCGUGCCGAUUAUUGGCACCGCCAUCAUGGGUAUUGGAAACCUGAUCAUUUUCAUGUCGCUGCAACUAUACCUCGUCGACACGUUCACCAUUUACGCCGCCUCUGCCCUCGCCGCCAACUCGGUUGUGCGUUCACUGCUCGGCGCCGUUCUCCCGCUCGCCGGCGGGCCAAUGUACGAGAAACUCGGCCUGGGCUGGGGCAACAGUCUGCUGGCAUUCAUCGCCGUGGCGCUGAUUCCCGUGCCGUGGCUGUUUAUGCGGUAUGGCGAGUAUUUGCGCAAAAGAUUUGCAAUUGAGAAUCUGUAA